Messenger RNA from Esox lucius (northern pike), 1844 nucleotides. RefSeq names its product bcl-2-related ovarian killer protein homolog A. Gene Ontology annotation, cellular component: mitochondrial outer membrane. The transcript is spliced from 5 exons. The record is from RefSeq and is a predicted model, not a curated record. NCBI's taxonomy places the organism in Eukaryota, Metazoa, Chordata, Actinopteri, Esociformes, Esocidae. Gene Ontology annotation, molecular function: protein heterodimerization activity; protein homodimerization activity. Gene Ontology annotation, biological process: regulation of apoptotic process; intrinsic apoptotic signaling pathway in response to DNA damage; extrinsic apoptotic signaling pathway in absence of ligand. The coding region runs from base 483 to 1085 and encodes 200 amino acids.
AUUAGCUCAACCCUCAUUUUCUAUACGAAAGAUGGUGGAGAUUAAUUUAUUUAACAACACAUUGUAAGACAAUUUCCAAAAUAUGAAUGCCUAUUGACUUACGCAUGACAACAAUUUCGGAUGUAAAGUAUGUGAAUGGAGCCAACAACCGCCGCUAUGCGUUGCGCGGGUCAAGAGGGAGGAGCGACAAAAGACGCUUCUGACUGCGCGUCUUCGCCGCAUCGUUUGCAUUAGAAGGUUACUAGAGCUGUUCUGCAGUAAGUGUUUUCUAUGUAUUUGAUUUCCACACGAGGUACAGCAAUAUUUAUUAAUAAAUAUUAAUAACGCUGUGCCAAGCUGUUCUAUUUAUAUCGUGAACGGUUACGAAUUUUAUUUCUACGAUUUUCGUGUCACCGUUUCUUUUGAUGGUGUGCAGACAGGAUUCCAAAUAGCCUUCAUUUGGCAUUUUUGAAUUUGCACCUGAGGAAUGGUUUGAAACGGAUAUGUCAUCGGCUGGGGUGAUGGAGGCCUUUGACUAUUCCCCGUCGGACAAAGAGCUGGUGUUCCAGGCCAAGGCCUUGUGCAGGGACUACAUCCACUCCAGACUCAACCUCUACGGACUGGGCUCGUCCAAAACCCAGGUGGACUCGACGCCUUGUGAGGUGUCCGCUGUGCUUCUCUGUCUCGGUGACGAGCUGGAGUGCAUGCGACCAAGUGUUUACCGCAAUGUGGCGAAGCAGCUCAACAUCUCAGUGGCCAUGGAGACCACAGUGUCCGAUGCCUUCGUCGCUGUGGCAACGGAGAUAUUCUCUGCAGGAAUCACUUGGGGGAAGGUGGUAUCCAUGUAUGCGGUGGCUGGUGCUCUAGCAGUGGACUGUGUGCGUCAGAACCAGCCUGCUACGGUCCAGACCAUCGUGGACAGCCUGGGUCACUUCGUACGUAAGAACCUGGCCCAUUGGCUGAAGAAACGUGGAGGAUGGGCGGACAUUAAGAACUGUGUUGUCAAAGUAGAUGCCGUUUCUCAGACCCAUUGGCUGUCUCCUGUUGCGGAGUCCUGCAAGCACUUUUUGUCAACACUUUAUAUUUACAUUAUGAAGGAGUCAUGAAGGACUGGUUAAAAGGACUUCUGUGAAAGCUUGAUUAUUCAACAAGUCAUCUAACAGACUCAACCUUUUUUUAGACCCCUUUGCUGAUCGGUGAUGGCCGUCUAAACCGUGACUUUACUUUUUGAAGAGCACAAGUCGCAGUAUCAAAUCUGUAUAAUCACCAAUAUCACAAAGGACUAUUCCAGAGAAGCCACAGUGAAACACUUAUUAUACACUUCCACACAGACUUGUACAGACCCGUGCAUCUUUCAGAGCUUUGAUGAACUGCGGCUCCUGCAACCGUACCCAGUGACUAUGUACAUUGUGAUCAUCUCUGGGAACAAGUGGAUGGAGCGUAAGUGUCUGUUCAGCGGUUAGGAAUGUGAUGCUUUCUGCUGCUCCGCUGUGCAGGACUCGUGUGACGAGCUACCACUGUGUGGCGCUAGUGUGUGACAGUCUAUCCAGGCCUUGGGCAGUGCUAUUGAUCUCACAGGGUGUAUUUGCUGGGAACCAAAUGGGAAGGGAUUGAGCUUGUACUUGUCUGAUUUAAAUGUGUUUCUGCUUUGCUAUGAUGUGCGCUAAUGAAUACGCCCCAGUUGUACCUCACACAAUACAGUUGAAGACAAGGGAAAUUCUGGUUUUGGGGGAAGUCUUGAUUCUUAAAUUAUUUUUAAUUACUAAUGUAUUUUAUUCUGUCAUUGUAGUGAUACAGCUCCAGUUUCUUCCUUGGGGUCAAUUACAUUAACUGCUUUUCACAUGCAAAAUAAACAUUUAAAACAA